Messenger RNA from Clarias gariepinus (North African catfish), 2077 nucleotides. It is a transcript of the gene farsa, whose product is annotated as phenylalanyl-tRNA synthetase subunit alpha. Gene Ontology annotation, cellular component: cytosol; cytoplasm; phenylalanine-tRNA ligase complex. The record is from RefSeq and is a predicted model, not a curated record. Gene Ontology annotation, molecular function: phenylalanine-tRNA ligase activity; tRNA binding; ATP binding. The transcript is spliced from 13 exons. Gene Ontology annotation, biological process: phenylalanyl-tRNA aminoacylation. Bases 27 to 1520 code for a protein of 497 amino acids. NCBI's taxonomy places the organism in Eukaryota, Metazoa, Chordata, Actinopteri, Siluriformes, Clariidae.
CUCAUACAGCAGCAGAGGCUUUAAGCAUGGCGGACACCGGUGUAUUAGAAUCGCUCUUGCGGCUACUGGAAAAGGCUGACGGUGGUAUUGACAGCCAGGAUGUGGCGGGCAGUCUUUCUGUGGACCACCAGGUUGUUGUUGGGGCCGUAAAGAGUCUCCAGGCUCUCGGAGAGGUGAUUGAUGCAGAGCAGCGCUCCUCGAAGCACUGGGAGCUGACCGGAGAGGGAUCUGAGAUAGCUGAGCAUGGAAGUCAUGAAGCCCGGGUGUUUAACGCCAUCCCUGAAGAGGGAAUGCCUCAGAACCAGCUCAUGAAACUGGCCAGUGGGAAGGUGGGCUUCAGCAAGGCCAUGUCCAACAAAUGGAUCCGUGUGGAUAAAGGUCAUGAAGGAGGCCCCAGAGUGUUCAGGACGGUUGAGAGCAUCGCAGACACUGUGAGAGAGAAGCUGCAGCUUGUGCAGAAAGGACAGUCAUCUCACCUGGAGGAGAAAGAGAAGAACGAGCUGAAGAAACGGAAAUUGCUGACAGAAGUGACAGUUAAGUCCUAUUGGAUCACCAAAGGAAGCAACUUUAGCACCACCAUCACCAAACAGGAGACUGAACUCACUCCAGAGAUGAUUGCUAGUGGAAGUUGGAAGGAGAAGAAGUUCAAGCCUUAUAACUUUGAGGCCAUGGGUGCUGCUCCAGACUGUGGCCAUUUGCACCCUCUGAUGAAGGUGCGGACGCAGUUCAGGCAGAUCUUCCUGGAAAUGGGGUUCACGGAGAUGCCCACCAAUAACUUUAUUGAGAGCUCUUUCUGGAACUUUGACUCUCUGUUCCAGCCCCAGCAGCACCCAGCAAGAGAUCAGCAUGACACCUUCUUCCUGUCUGACCCAGCAGUAGCGCAUAAAUUUCCCCAAGACUACCUAGAGAGGGUGAAAAAGGUCCAUUCUGAAGGAGGAUAUGGCUCACAGGGGUACAAGUAUGACUGGAAGAUUGAGGAAGCUCAGAAGAACAUUCUGCGUACACACACGACAGCUGUGAGCGCACGCAUGCUCUACAAAUUAGCACAGCAGGAGAAGUUCACACCAGUGAAGUACUUCUCCAUAGACCGCGUGUUUCGUAACGAGACGCUGGACGCCACUCACCUGGCUGAGUUCCAUCAGAUCGAGGGUGUGGUGGCUGAUUACGGCCUGACGCUCGGUGAUCUGAUGGGGGUUCUACAUCAGUUCUUCACCAAACUGGGAAUCACUAAAUUACGUUUCAAGCCAGCUUAUAACCCAUACACCGAGCCCAGCAUGGAGGUGUUCAGUUAUCAUGAAGGACUGAAGAAAUGGGUCGAGGUUGGAAACUCCGGGGUCUUCAGACCUGAGAUGCUGCUGCCGAUGGGUUUACCUGAGGGCGUGUCUGUUAUCGCCUGGGGCCUGUCUUUAGAGCGGCCGACUAUGAUCAAGUACGGCAUCAACAACAUCCGUGAGCUCGUAGGCCACAAAGUAAACCUACAGAUGGUGUACGACAGCCCGGUGUGUCGUCUGGACUCUUAAACUGCACUCAGGAACAAUCACAGGAAAGAAAAAGCCUGUGUUUAAAAGCCUCUCGUACACAAUUCUCAUGAAUUCAUUCAACUGUCCUGGAUCAGUUCCCAUUGCUCUGUGUAAAUUAUGCUGGCGACACUCUGACAUGCACUCUGCUGGGGUCCACUGUCAGUAUCCCAAGGAAUAAGAGACUAUGUUCGGCUAAUAUUUUUGAUGGAGCGAAAAAUAAAUAAAUUAUGGCACAUUUUAGAUAAAACUGCCGGCUAUAAAAUAUGUUUAUGUUGUCCCCAUACAGAUGCACUACUCCAGUCAAUUCUGCAUGCACUCAGAGCCAAUAUUAGUACUGAUUAGAUAAUUAGCAUUCUGACUCGGCCUUACUGACUGUCAGCAGUUGAUCUGUAUGUCUUUUAUUACUGACUUAGUGCUUAAAUAUAAUGAAAUACAAUUUCUUGUGGCCAGUGUCUUGCAAAAAUAAUGUUGUUACACGGAUACCUUCACAACCCACAAUGCAAAUACACCAGCUUAAAGAAAAGCAUUCAUAUUGUAAAAAAAAAAAAAAGAUAAAU